Messenger RNA from Xenopus laevis (African clawed frog), 1735 nucleotides. RefSeq names its product glycoprotein A33 (transmembrane) L homeolog (gene gpa33.L). Gene Ontology annotation, cellular component: plasma membrane; membrane. The record is from RefSeq and is marked predicted. NCBI's taxonomy places the organism in Eukaryota, Metazoa, Chordata, Amphibia, Anura, Pipidae.
AUCCAGAGGAGGGGUUUAGUAAAUGCUAAUAGCCCUGUCUGAGUCCAACAGGUAUGGGCAGGAAUCCCUGUGCUGCUAUUGGCUGAGCCCUGCAGGUAUUCACACAGCAGCAGUGGGUGUGGGAGAGAGACAACAGCAAGUUUGGUUUGUGCCUCCAUUUCUCACCCUGGGAACCUACAGACGUGAAACAGCCGAGAUGGGGACACAGGGCCACAGAUUAGUCACUUAUUUCCUAUGUGCAGUUCUCGCAACAGUCUCUGCCAUUACUGUAGACACACCAACCAAAAAAUUUGAAGCCGCUAGAGGGAAAAACGCAACAUUGCCCUGCACCUACCAAACCACUGCAGAUAAAACUGGCAGCAUUGCUGGCUGGAAAAAAUUUGAGACCCAGGAUGAGGUUAUCACCUACUAUUUAGGUUCUGAAACCUCCUAUGGAGACGCUUACAAUGGACGGGUGGCGUUUACUGGUGACCCGGGUGCUAAUAACGUUGGCAUCACCAUUACUCAGCUUAAUAUGCAGGACAACGGCACGUACCAGUGUGAAGUCAUCAUACCCAAAGAUCGCAAAGGAACCCCAAUUGCCAAAAUGGAUCUUAUUGUAUUAGUGGCCCCUACCAAACCCAUUUGUGGCAUUGAAGGGACCUCUGAAUUUGGGCAAGACAUCAAACUGAAAUGCAACUCAGUGGAGGGAUCUCCAGUCCCGGAUUAUCAAUGGACAAGUUACACCCCCCAGAAUACACAAAGGCAACUACCACUAACAUCAGUGAGGGACGGCAGUGAUCUGACGCUGAAGAACAUCUCGGCCGACACCUCUGGCUUCUAUAUCUGUGUGUCCAAGAACAAAGUCGGCGAAGAGUCCUGUAAUAUCACAGUAGCAGUGAUGCCCCCUUCAAUGAACAUUGGGCUCUACGCUGGAAUCAUCGGAGGAGGUGUAGCCGCGGUCAUAGUGAUUGGCAUCAUCGCCUACUGUUGCUGCUGCCGCGAUUCUGGAGAAAAAGAGGAUUAUGAGAUGGCCGACAGAGAAGAAGAGGAAGAAGUAGAGCCUCGACAACAGAACAGGCAGAAGAUGCAGAGAAAUCAGACGGAGGAAUAUUAUGAUGAUGAUGAUGACGAGGGCUACCAGGACAGCAAACGGGGCACAGGCCCUCCGGUGCCACCAGCGAACAGCAAACCUCGCAUAGUUACUGAUUCUGCUGAUGCUUAAUGCACAAAAGUAACAAAUCUGACCGGAGAUUUUAUUUUUAAAGUAUCAAAAACUUUCAAAAAUGAUUUUUUUUUUAGCUGUUAAGAUUUAUAUGCAUCAAAUGGAUUUUUUUUUUUGUAUUGUUUGUAAAUGUCACACAAAAGGGUUAAGUGAGCAGUGGAGACGCGGUUAAUGAAUCAGGCGGUGGUGUUGUAUUUGUUGGUGUUUAAUUAAUAUCCAGUUAUAGGGGGGGGGGUUAAUACUGAGGGACCCAGACCUACUCGUCUGGUUCCAGGUAGGAGCUAAAUCUAAACAAUCACAAGUCCUAACCCCGCGCGACCUUCCUUAAAUACAUCUCUGCGACUCCCACUGACCAGCUUUAUACCGUAUCCCUACGUUAGUCAUUCGGAAUUUUCUUUGCAUUGUUAGUUUCUCCGUAUAUUUGUUGAAUAUUUACUGUAAAAAGUGUAUACAAUGGAACUUUUGGUUUAAAGGAUUUUUUUUUUUUUGGGGGGGAGGAAGAAAUGGAAAAGUAAAGUUUAUAUCCAAAUA